AUAUUUAUUUUUUAUUUCAGAUAAUUAAAUAAAAAAAAGUAUUAAUAAUAAAUAUAUAAUAUGUCUAAUAAUAAUGGAAUCAAUUAUGAAACAUUAACAAAGGAAUUUAAAUUUAUUGACGAAUUUGAUGUACCACUUGUAAAGGAUAGUAAUAUUAAAAAGUUUAUUCACAAAAAGAGCGGCAUUACACUAUUAUUAAAUUAUUGUCCAGGUCCAAAAUGUAAUGCUAAUAUUGUAGUACCAACAGAGUCUUUCAACAACAAAGGUUUACAACAUACAUUAGAACAUUUAAUUUUCACUGGUUGCGAAGAUAUACCAUACAGAGAGUUUUUAGAAGUACUUUCAAAUCGUUGUUUAUCUGCUCCUACAAAUGCCUAUACAUCCGAAGAUCAUACUUGCUAUUCUUUAGAGUCAGUUGGUCCUGAAGGUAUUUUAACCUAUUUGCCACAAUAUUUAAAAUUUAUUUUAACUCCAACCUUAAAAGAUAGCGAUUUUGUCACAGAAGUUUAUCAUUUAGAUUCCAAUGGCAAAGAUCAAGGUGUAGUAUUAUGUGAAAUGCAAGCAAGAGAAAAUACAUCAGAUGAUUUAUUAGAGUUUAAUAUGUGUAAAAAUAUAUUUGAAGGUUGCGGAUACCAAUACUCAUACGGUGGUUUGACAGCAGAAAUUGCAACAUUAACUAAUCAAAUGGUCAGAGAUUAUCACGGUAAAUUUUAUAUACCAAAGUUUAUGACAAUUAUUAUUCAAGGUUGCAUUGAUAUGGAAAAUAUUUUCAAAGUAUUGGAUCAAGUAGAAUUUAAAUCUAGUCCAUUUCAUGUCGAUAGUGCUGAGGAUAAUGAUUUCAUUCCAUGGAAAGAUCCAAUCCCACCAUUAUUAAAAUCAAAAUCUUCAUUCGUUCCAUUUCCAUCAGAAUCUGAUACUGGAAGUGUUUCAAUUGGUUGGAGAGGUCCAUCAAUUAACGAUACAUUUACAAUUAAUGCUUUAUCAAUUUUAUUAAGAUAUUUCCAAGAUAAUUCAUCUUCGCCAUUCAAUCAAAGAUUUGUAAAUAAAACAAUUCCAAUAGCAUCAAGUGUUUAUGGUAUGGUUCAUGAAGUUAAAGAAACUAAAAUCACUAUUGAAUUUUCAGGUUUAUCAGUAAAAUAUAAACAAGAUGAAGAAUCAUUAGCUAAUGGUGAAUCAAAUGGUAACCAUAAAGAAGAAGAGGGAAAAGAAGGAGCAGAGGAAGAGGAAGAGGAAGAGGAAAAUGAUGAUGAUGAAGAAGAAAGUGAGGAGGAAAGCGAAGAAGACGAUGAUAACCAAGAUUCUGAUGAAGAAAAUCAAGAAGAAAAUGAAGAAGAUGUUGGUGAUAAUAAUUUAUUUAAUGAAAAAUCUAUUUAUAAUCGUUUAAUUAGUUUAUUCAAAGAAAUUAGAGAAAAAGGUUUCCCAGAAAAAGAUACAAUGAAAAAGAUUAUAGAUAAAGAAUAUAUCAAGACUCUUGAAGGGUUUGAAGAGGAUCCAUUAGGAACAAUUUUUAGCUACCUUUUAACAUCAGCAGCAUUCCCAUUAAUUGGAACUACCGAUGGUUUUAAAGAUGUCAGAGCCAAGUUCCAAAUCAAAACUAUUUUUGAUGAAUUAAAAGAAAAGCCAGAUGAAUAUUGGUUUGAUUUAAUAGACCGUUAUUUUAUCGAUGCCCCAUACGUAGAAAUUAUAUUAAAGCCAGAUUCAAAGCUUUCAGAAACUAUUGCAGCAAAUACAAUUCAAAGACAAAAGGAUAUUUGCGAAAAGUAUGGUGAAGAAGGUAUGAAAAAGAAUGGCGAACUUGUUAAGCAAGCAAUCGAAACAAACAAAUCAUUCCCAGAAGAGUUUACACAUUUAUUCCCAAAAGAAAUUUUUGAUAUCAAAAAGAUUCCAUUACCAAAGUUAGAGACCCAGUUGAUGUAUCCAUAUACCAACGAGAAUCCAAAUCCAUAUGCUAUUCAAAAAGUAUUGGUUAAUACACAUUUCCUUCAUACAGCAAUCGUCUUCUAUGCCCAAAAUAGCAUUCCAGAUGAAUUACGUCCUUUUAUCACUCUCUUCCAAUUAAUUACUUAUGAAACUGAUUUAAAGGUUUUCAAUCCAGAAACAAAAAAGAAAGAUAUAACUAUCCCAUAUAAACAAGUUAGUCAAAAACUCUCAGAAGAGGUUCUCAGUUACGAAGCUGUUCUUGGUUUUUCAAAUAAUACCUUUUCUUGUUCAUCAGCUGAAAUCUUUAGAGUUACAGCCUCAUGCCAAGUUGAUAAAUAUGACCGUCUCUUAUAUUGGGUCUUGAAUAUGUUAUUCAACUUUUCAUUAACACCAAAGAGAUUAUUGUCUUUGAUUCCAUCAUUCAUCUCCAACCUCAACGAUAUGAUGAAUGACUCAACUCAGAUGUUGGGUCUUAGCGCAAUUUAUGAUUUAGCAACCGAUAAACAAAAAGCUCACGAUACAAAUAUUUCUGUAUUCAAACAAAAAGAGUUUUUAAAAUCAAUUCAAGCUAUUUUAAAAGGUAACGAUGAAAAAGAAAAAGAAUUAGUUAUUUCAAAGAUUAUGCAAGUACGUGAUUGCAUUCUUUCAAACCCAGAGGCAAUGUUUGUUCAAGUAUCGCUCUCUGAAUCAUCCGAUAAAUCAAUAGAUAUGGUUAAAGAGUUUACAGAUCAAUGGAGCAAGUUUUUAUCGGAAUCUAAUAUUUCACAAAAUAAAAAGAGAAAACCAACCGAACAAAUUUAUAAAGGGCAACCAAAUGUUGAAAAGACCAUACCAUAUUUUCAACCAUUACAACGUGUCAAAACUAAAAUUCCAUCACCAAAAGUAGAGCAACUCAUCAUGAGAGGUUCUGAAUCAAAUAAUUUAAUUCAAUAUGUACCAUUGCCAAUUACUUCAUUAAGCCCAGAUUAUCCAGCAAUUAACUUACUUUGUAAUAUAUUCAACUCUAAAGAGGGUGAAAUUCGUAAGAAAGGAUAUGCAUACAGCCAUAGCCUUACCACCGAUUUAACUAGAAGUUGUUUGGUAUUUUGUUUAAUAGAAUCAGCUUCGCCAAUUAAAGCAUUAGAAGAGUUUUAUAAAUGGCUUAAAGCUGUUGAAUCAAAUCCAACCGAAAUUAUUAACAAGUUAUCAAUAGAAACUGCAGUUUGUGUCGAAAUUUAUGACUUUUAUUCAAUCAGAUCAACUCCAAAUGAAAUCAUCAUCGAAUCUUAUAUCAAUGUUUUCAAAGGAUUAAAGAGUUUCCAUCAAUCAGUUGAACUUUUAAAUAGAUUCAAGUCUGUAACAUUCGAACAAAUCAUGGAUGUCUUUAAUCGUUAUUUUAAACCUUUCCUUGACCAAGAAAAAAUCUUUUUAAUGUUAACAACCAAUCCUUCUUCAAACAAACAAAUCGAAACUGAAUUAAAAGAAGCAUUAAAUUAUUCAAUCGACUCAAAAUAUCCUUCAGAUUUAAUUUUACCUUUUAAUCCUGAAGUUUUAAAGAAAUAAGAAUAAAAAAAAUAAAAAAAUUAUUUUAAAUUCCACA
Molecule: messenger RNA, 3499 nt
Organism: Dictyostelium purpureum
Lineage: Eukaryota; Evosea; Eumycetozoa; Dictyosteliales; Dictyosteliaceae
Exons: 3
Coding region: 61-3462 (1133 amino acids)
Molecular function (GO): metal ion binding
Source: RefSeq, a predicted model, not a curated record